AUGGCGCCUUCUCCGGAGGCGCCGUCGCCGGCCCCUGCCACGGCACCACACACCCCUCCGCCUCGCAGCCCUGGCCCCGCUGGCGGCCGGUUCCCCUCCUCCUCGGACAAGGGCUCCCCGAAAAAGCCACAAGCACCGACGCCCGCGGCUUCCUCGGACGGAGGCGUCGUGGCAGCAGGAGCACAAGCGGGAGAAGCAGGAGUAGCAGCAGUAACAACAACAACAACAACAGGAGGAGGACGAGGAGGAGGAGGAGGAGGGACAUCACCCUCGAAAACCGGUCUCAGUCAAGCACAGGGACCGGCGCCGGGGCAGUCAGCCCGACGGUCGCGAGCGGACGUCCCGAGUGGCCCCAUUCGAUCGUCGCCGUCUAACAGCCCCCCCCUCAGACCGCUGUCAGGUUCGUUCGGCCCCGGAGCGGGGCUUUCGUACAGUGGGCUUGUUCCCGCCGUGUUGCCGUCGGGCGCCGUGGCUGGCGUCGCUGGACCAGGCGGCGGGGCUCUUUCGGGAGUGUACCUUGGCGCUCUAGGGUACGGGGGCCGGGGAGGCGGUAGCGGCAGCGCGCAGCAGCAGCAACAGCAACAGCAACCCUUGUAUCCAAUUUCGCUGCCGCCGGUAUCCCCUGCGUCCGCGAGCUCGUCGGUACGUUUCGUGGCCGGAGUCUCGCCCGCCUCAGCGUCGAGCUCGCACCAGAGAGGGAUGUUUUCGAUGAUAUCUUCUGGUACCACCCCGCACGGGUCGGAGCUGGCGUACUCCCCGUCGCCGUCGGCGGGAGACAAGCUCCAAGAAGCCCAGAGGCAGCAGCGAGUACGGCUCGGGUCUCGAGAGCUGCAAGCCACUUCCGCGGCUUCCGCCGGCGCGGCAAAGAGCUUCACACGGCAUCGGGCCUCGAGCAACAGCACCAGCGACAGCAUCAGUCGAGCAGGGGGUAGCGGACGCGUGGGUGUCGUCGUCGGCAGCGGCAGGGCGGAGAGGACCGCCGAAGGCAACGACGUGGGCAGCGAGGUCGGGAGCAUCGGCGGGAUCAGCGAAGUCGGGGCGGGAGGCGACGUUAACAGCGUACACAGCGGGGAAGGGGCGGCGGCCAUCGGCGACGGGGCCGGCGAUGGCGAGCGACUCGGGGACUACAAAGCCGGAGACGGCAACGACACGCUGAGUGAUGACGGCCGGCACAUGGGAAGCGAGGACGGCGACACGGACGGCCUGGUCGGGAGCUCCUUCCUCACAAACUUCGGCGAUCACGGCGCCGUAGCCACGGCGGCAGGCGUCAGCGUCGGCGUAGUCGGGGGCGGCGGCGCCGUAGAGGGCUGGGCGCCGGUAAGAGCACUGAGAGCCCCCCCCCGUUCCUACCGACACAACCACCCCAGGAUCCAACCGACCCACGUCUCUCCCAGAGUGGGACCAUCGAACCCGCCGCAGAAGCCCCCCCCCGCGGACGACUCAGGGUUGGGCGGGGUACAGCUUUUGUCUUCGCCGGGGGGCACCGGAGCUCUGGACGCGUUUUGCUCUCCGCUCUCGGAAGCUACGGCGGCGGCCGCCGGGUCGGAGAUGACGCAUGCAGCGAAACUCAAGACCUCGGUUCGUUUCGGGGGCGUGGGCGACAUCCGGGCCAACUUGGGCAGGGCCGACAAGCAGCAGCUGGUCUCGAGGGAUGGGGAAGGCGUUUCCCUCCUGAUGCACGCCGCGCAGCGAGGCGAGACCGACGUCUUUCGGGUCGUGCUGGACAUCCUGGCGGAGAAGCUGUCGGAGCAGGAGGCGAGUUGUAUGCUUGAGGAGUUCUGUGGGCAGGAUGAAGACGGCCAGACGCCGCUGCUGUUCGCAGCGAGGAGCGGCAGCGGGGCAGUCUUCAGGCAGGCCCUCAAAGCUCUGAACGCUCGGGCACCUCCCGAGAAGGUGCUCGAAGAGCUUACCGCUAAGGAGGAAGGGGACUGGACACCUCUCAUGGCAGCCGCAGAGAGCGGUAGCGUGGAUUGCUUCCACGAUGUGGUGCGCGCGAUACUGGAGCGAGGGUCGGAGGACAAGGUAAUGAGCGAGCUAAUGACCAAGGACAACGGGGGUUGGUCGCCUCUGAUGUUCGCUUCCCGCAGAGGAAACCGCUUUGUUUUCUUCGCGGCUUUGCAGGCGUUCAUCGACAGGGGAGAAGAAGGCUCUCGAUUGUUGAAGGAACAACUACUGGCGGGCAGCGAAGACAGGGAGAAGGGGUCCAUCUUGGAGUCGGUGGCUAUGGCCGGGUGGUUGUCACGGGGUCCCCAGCUUCAGCCUGCGGUGUUGGAGUUGCUGGACUCCGCGUGGGACGAGCUUGAGAGGAGUGUGGACGACCGCUUGUUGGUGUCCGCCGAACAAGAGGCGUUCCAGCACGCCGUAAGACAGCGUGACCUACUUGGGUUGUCUUGUGUAUUGUCGCACGGCUUUCGCUUGAGCCCGGUGCUCAUCGAGGGGCUCGUGGAGUCGUGCGGGCCGCGUUGCGUGAGGGACUGCUUCCUGGAAGCUGUGGCUUCGGCCAGAAACCCCCUUGUUCCUUCCCUGGGUUUGCUUUCGUCGGUCUCCACCGCGAGAAAAGAGGCGUCCUGUCCGCUACAUGCCUCGUGGUUUCUCUUGAUGCAGAACACGCUCGAGAAGCUUGUCAUACAGGUUUUGACGAAUCUCCCCGUGUCAGCGCGUGCCUUCAAUAAGCGUGGGAUUGGCGGCGGCAGGAGCAACAUCUUCAGCAGGAUGAACAGCUUCGCCCCGAUGAACAGCGGCUCGAGCAUGGUAGGCGCUGGAGGCGGCGGUGGGAGUGGCGGCGGUGGUAGUAGAGGUGGUGGGAACAAUCGCCACCGACGCUUCGUCAAAGGCAAUAGUUUCAACUCUGGGAACACCACCUCGGCAACGACAGGUGCUGCUUGUAGUGGUGGCGGAGGGGGGGGCACCAACGGGACGGUGACGACGGGGCCCCACUGCGGUACUGUACUCCUGCCUGGACUGGGACAGGAGGCAGGGUCUGGGAAGGCUGGCGAUUCCAGAUGUGGCACGGUGAUCUUCAACGCCAGAGCCAAAGAGAGCCUGUUGGUUGCGGAAUGGGUGUUCGAGCCGGAGUCGGAGGCGGUUGGCAUGCGGGGUGCGGCGUUCGAGGGGCCUUUGGCAUUGGCUCUGCAAAUGGGAUGGACAGAGUUGGUGUGCUCGCCCCUUGUACUAGACCUGCUGUGGGCGAAGCUUACGGCCGGGGUGGAGCUCGACGUGCACUCGUGCGGAGCCAAUCCCGCCCAGGUGCCGGUAGAAAAGAGGGCAAGAGAGGGAAGGAGGGGGAUGCUCGCGCGGUCGGCACCGGCGCCGGCGGUGACAGCGGCAACACCCGUCCACAACACUGCGGCGGCGGCGGCGGCGGCGGCGGCGGCGGCAGCAGCAGCGGCGGCGGCGGAUGCGACCGCGACGAGAGUGGAAAGGAUGGACCCGGCACGAUCAUCGCCUGGGAACUCGAAGCACGCCGCUGCCAGCUGGGAUAUUACCAUCGCGCCUUCGCUGCAGGCCGUCCUUGUGGGAGUUGCAUCAAGACCAGACGUGUUUUAUCGGGUGCCGGCCGCCAGACUCGCCCUGGACGCUGUCGUUUACCUGUUGAUGCUGGCGAUCUACACGGUCGCUCUGUACAGAGUUGAGCCUGGGAGCAUCGGCCCUUGGGAGGUGCUCUUGUACAUCUGGGUGCUGAGCAUGUGUUUCAGCGAGGUGACUACGGGUGCUGGGGGGGUUGUUGGCGAUGCGGACACGGAGCGGAGGGAGGGGGGCACCCCGGCAGAGCCCCUGCGACAACGACGUCGAGACUACCGUGGCGAUGCGGUAGACGGCGAGUGGAUGUGCUUCCAGGGUUUCGUGGCCCUCUUCGCUUCGGCGGCGCCGUUGCUUCUCUUCCGGUUGCUCAGAGGAGUUGCUGCGUUUCUUCCGGUGCUAGGCCCCGCUGUCAAGGCGAUAUCCUUGCUGGCGCGAGAGGCGUCCAAGGUUCUCCCCAGCCUGGCGUGCCUUCUCCUCGGAACGGCACUAGCCUUGCACGUCAUGUACGGCGACGGUUCCCCCCUGCUGGAGGGGACGGAGCUAUCCGGGGGCUUCGUGGAUGGGUUCCGGACGUUCGGGGUGUCGUGCAGGACCGUCGCGAGGGCCGGGUUUGGAGACAUCCAAGUGCCGGACGAGGACGUUCCGUACGGCGAGCCCCUUUACGUGCUCCUCUACGUGUUUGCUGCGGCCGGGGCGCUGGCGUUGGUGAGCAUUUAUGUCGGGGUUUUAUCGAACGUAAAGGAGGCCAGUCCCGUCGAGAUGGAGAAGAACUUUCAGCUCGCAAGAGCAAGGUUGAUAGUGCGAGCGGCGGAGGCUUCCAGGCGCAACGUUUUGCCGCCGCCCUUUAACUUGGCGCAGGGAGGCUUGGCGCUGGUGGUAUCGGCAACCCAAUGCCACCGACAUGUGUCAGAGAGACGACAGGCCGUGUCAGGCGCGUGUUCGGUGCAUGGACGGUUCGUGUUCUGGCUAGUCCUGGGACCCUUGGCCGUAGCUUCGGCGAUGCUGCUGAACUUGGCCGCGCUCUUCUAUUUUUGGUGGUUCAGCGUGAAGCGCCUGUUCGAAGAUCCCCGGCGGGCCCCGAGGAUGCUGUACGUCCUCUUACGCACCACGCUUCGUUGCGGAGUGUGUGCCCCCCUCAGGCUGCUGGGGUGGUGGGUUGCGGCUGUGUCGUGCGUGCUCAAAGGAGACAAGGCGGGACAGAGAGCGCGGACGGUUGCGAGAAAGGCUGUCCUGAAGGGGAGAGAGGGCGGGGACUACCACCUGUCGCAUCUCUUGAGGCGAACUAGGUGGGGGGCGGGAGGAGGAAGCAGCAGCCUCGCGCAGGGCUUUUCGGUGCGCGACAUCGUGGCGGCGAUGGACGAUCCGCUGCAGAGAGGUGGUCCCUUUAGAAACGUAACGUCGUGCUUCGCGGACGAAGGGCCGAGCACGGUGGCGCAGAUGAAGGCGUUAGCCAAGCGCAACCACGAGAACGAAGCACGCAUUUCGGACAGGCUUAAGGGGCUCGAGGUGGCCGUGCUUGGUACUCUCGCUCGUAUGGACGCCGUUUCAGAGGAGACCGCCAAAGUGCAGCAGGAGUAUCUCGCAUCGCAGUCCGUCCGGUUAUAGCAGCAAAGCAAGCAUUCAACGUUGUCAAGAUUGCGAGGGUUGAUAUUGUGUUGUUCAUGUCGAAAAUCGCGGUCAUGACAAGCGAGAGGUAGGAGGGACCAACGAAGGGGACAGAUGGCGGGAGCCAUGGGCACGGAGGUUGGUUCUACCGUCCAUGCCGGAGGUGACUUCACCGGCGUUGCAAUGGGCUAAAAAAUGCUUGAAAAGAAUGACGGCAAUUGGAAGAUUAAGAGAGAGGGAGGUGUGUGCGUGUACGGUGAGGUACGGCACUAUUAAAGGUUCUGCUGGCUGUGCAGAAGAAGCGUAAGGAUUCGAAAUAUAGAGGGUAAUUGGGCAGGAAGGGUGACUGCCGGCGGCGGCUUUCGGGUGGAUGGUCUCGUCGUGGACGGAAAGUAAAUGUUAAUGUUAAUGUUGAGCUGGGGGGGAAUUUUGCACGGGGUGACUGGUUGUGUGUAUGUGUGUUUAUUUCUCUGGAGACAUCAUGAUGGAAACAACCACAGUGACCGACCUUUUUUUUUUCGAGCGACGUGCGUGAGAGGAUAGAUCCGUACCAUGUGGGAACGUUUUGGUGUUUGCGUGCUUGGUGGGGAAGCGGGUUGGCUUCUGGAUUUUACAUAUCCUGCUGGAGCGAUAUAGCCUGCAGAGCACCACGAUCGAUGCUGUGGCAAAGGGGAGCAAGCGUAGGGGGUGGGGUAGGCUGGGCGUAUUGUUUAUUGGUGACGUGUGUGAUGGUUUCAAGUGGAAAACGGCGGCGUAGAAACAGAGGCACCGAUGGCGUCGGUGGGGUUUAUGCGUGUGUGUGGUAGAAAGCGCUUUCGGAUGGUAUGGUGCUCGGUCGAUGACUGACGAUUGUUGUUACGUCUCAGGUGUUUUAUAUUUUUUCUUCGUGAUUGCUAUGGUGUUUUACACCCAUACAGGAGCAUGAUUGUUGAGGUGGACUAUGAGCUUGGCUUACGUAGCCUGCCGUCAGCUGGCAAGCCGGUUCACCCGCGCCACCACUUCACGUUGGGUAUAAUCACAUGGGUUUGCCGCUUUGCCAAAGGUUAGCGAGAGGGUAGAAUGAUGCCCUGUAGAGGCAACGGGGCACAGCGGUUUCAGCCGAGUGUUUAAUCAGCUCGUAGCUUGCAUUUACUGUUGCUUCCGUUCUCGACCGCACCAUGACUUACUGAAACUGGGGAUUAGCGUUUUUUCCGCUGUUAGCAGGAAGCGGUCUAACUUGUCGGCGCUCACUGUGCACGACACCACAGCCAGUCAUCUUUGCAGUAUUUCAUGGUUUGCUUAGCGUAGAGUUGUAUAAAGGGGCGGAAGCCUGGAGCAUGGAGCAUGAUGCCCCUGAUUCCAAUACGGCUCAUUUGUUGUGUUGACCUUGUAUUCGAAUCCCUGUUGGUCUGAAAUAGAGUAUGAUGUGGGUAUCGACUGGCCUGCUUGGUCUUGUAUGUAUUUGUCCUUGCCUCUUGUUUCCGCGCCGUCCGCUACGGCGUCCCCAUCUUUUCGAACGAAGGGUUUGAUGUGUAGUGUUGUUCUGUUUGGCUGUUUGGACCUUUGGUGUUUUGUUCGGGUUCGAUGGAUUCUCCUUCCUCUCUCGAGUUUCUCUCCGAAUUUCGUCUGUCGUUGCAAACCAGCACAAACACCAGAAAACGUUUGGUUCGGCUCCGUGUACGUUGGUUUAUGCUGGUAUCCUACUACCCUGGUUGCCCUGUAAACGGCUGCAAAAAAUUGGUUUUGAAAGCAAUACAAGACUAUUUGAGCCGCACCGAUUUAUUCGGCAGAGAUAAACAAGAGUCGCGGAGGAAACUUACCUCGCC
Molecule: messenger RNA, 6932 nt
Organism: Ectocarpus sp. CCAP 1310/34
Lineage: Eukaryota; Phaeophyceae; Ectocarpales; Ectocarpaceae
Source: the annotation of a GenBank genome assembly